Purpureocillium lilacinum is the source of this 3450-nucleotide messenger RNA. The record is from RefSeq and is a predicted model, not a curated record. Lineage: Eukaryota; Fungi; Ascomycota; Sordariomycetes; Hypocreales; Ophiocordycipitaceae.
AUGGAAGGGCUCGGUAUUGCGGCGAAUGUCAUCGCGGUCGUAGACCUGUCCGUGAAAGUCACUGCCCUGUGUGUCAACUACUGCAAGGGCGUCAAGAAGGCGAAGGAUGAUAUCGUUCGACUCCAACUGGAAGUUGUCGGGCUCCAAAGUGCCGCGAAUAGUGUCCAGGAGCUGCUUGAGGGACCAAGCGGCGGGAGACUGAAAACGUCACAGCAGCUAAGCAACGCCGUCUGUCAUUCUCAGUCGGAGCUGCGAGCGGUGUACCAGCGGCUUCGCCCAACGUCAGCGCGUGAGGCAUUUACACGGCUUGGGUUUCGCACCCUUAGGUGGCCUUUACACAGCAAGGAAGUCGAACAGAUCGUGCAAAACAUUGUGCGAUACACGCAGGCGAUCAAUCUUGCACUACAAGUCGAUCAGACGAACAUUCUUUUCGAUGUCGAUCGGAGGGCUGUACUCGAUCGACUCGAGAUUGAAGUGGCCAACGGUGCUUCGUUCGACUCUCGCGCCGAGGAACAUCAUCCGACAUGCCUGCCAAAAACCCGUGUCGAUCUCCUGCAACAAGUGUUAAUGUGGGCUCACGACCCUAGUUCCGAGGCUAUCUUUUGGCUCAACGGUAUGGCCGGCACUGGAAAGUCCACCAUAGCUCGGACGGUCGCCCAUGACCUAGCACGCAGUCAUGAUCUGGGCGCUAGCUUUUUCUUCAAGAGAGGCGAGACUGAUCGGGACAGCUUGUCGAAGGUUUUCCCUACCAUGGCUGCCGACUUGGUGCACAACAUACCCAUGAUUGCUCCGCAUGUAAAGGAUGCUAUUGAGACUGAUCCUAGUAUUUUGAGGAAGACGGCACGCGAACAGUUUGAGAAGCUUGUCAGGCAACCGCUGUCAAUGAUUUCUGCUGAGCCUCGGACUCCAUCGCCAAUCACCAUCGUCAUCGACGCGUUAGACGAGUGCGAGAGCGAGGAUGACAUCAAGCUGAUGUUCCGUCUCUUGUCUCGCGCCGGAACGGGACAAUUGGUGCGACUAAAGAUUUUCCUAACAAGUAGACCAGAGUUGCCGAUACGUCUCGGCUUCAAGGAAAUGCAAGGCAGGUACCAAGACCUGAUGCUUCACGAGAUAUCACAACAUGUGAUCACACAUGACAUAACUACCUUUCUAAAUGAGGAACUGGCGAAGAUUCGACGCGAAUACAAUUUGACGGUCCGGAAGGAGCGACAACUACCCGACGAAUGGCCAGGCGCCUCCGACUCGAUAGCCCUUGUCCACAUGGCAAUCCCACUAUUCAUUUUCGCCGCCACCGUGUGCCGCUUCAUCGGUGAUCGGAGACUUGGAUCGCCAGAUAAACAACUUUCCAAAGUUCUUCUUCGAGCAGGUGGGGACAGCUCACAGCUCGCUACAACAUACUUACCUGUGUUGGAAAAUAUGAUCGAUAAAACUUCCGAUCGGCUAAGGGAGGAGAGUGUUCAGGCGUUUCGAAAUAUCGUCGGGAGCAUUGUGACCCUUGCGAGCCCUCUGUCGGUAUCAGCGCUGGCUCAAAUUCUCAACAUCUCCGAGCGGGACAUUGAAGUUAAGCUGGAUAUGCUGCACGCCGUACUCAGUGUGCCGGAGACGACAGAUGCCCCAGUGCGGCUGCUUCAUCUAUCCUUCCGCGAUUUCCUAGUGGAUCCUGGCCAACGAGCAGAGAAUCCGUUCUGGGACGAAGGACCUAAACAGCUAUCCGAAUUCCUCGAUGACGCCAUGCGUUUCGUCCAAGCACAUAGUCUCGCCAUCGACGGCACGCCACUCCAGGUGUAUUCGUCGCUACUUGUCUUUUCGCCAGAAAGGAGCAGAGUGCGCACUACGUUCUUGAGCGACAUCCCGGGAUGGAUAUCACCGCAGCCGAAGGUAUAUAGUGAUUGGAGUCAAUGCCUACAGACACUCGAGGGCCAUGGCGGCAUUGUCACUUCAGUGGCAUUCUCACACGACUCCGGCCUCGUGGCAUCGGGUUCCGAUGACAAGACGAUUCGGGUGUGGCGCACAGCCACGGGCCAGCACAUCCAGACGCUUGAGGGCCAUGGCCUUCAGGUCAUGUCGGUGGCCUUCUCACACGACUCUGCGCUCGUAGUGUCGGGCUCCGCUGACAAGACGAUUCGGGUGUGGCGCACGGCCACGGGCGAGCACAUCCAUACGCUUGAGGGCCAUAACGACAGGGUCAUAUCGGUGGCCGUCUCACACGACUCUGCGCUCGUGGCAUCGGGCUCCGCGGACAAGACGAUUCGGGUGUGGCGCACGGCCACGGGCGAGUACAUCCAGACUCUUAAGGGCCAUGGCGGCAUUGUUACUUCAGUGGCAUUCUCACACGACUCCGGCCUCGUGGCAUCGGGUUCCGCUGACAGGACGAUUCGGGUGUGGCGCACAGCCAUGGACGACUGCAUCCAGCUGCUUGAGGGCCAUGACAACUGGGUCGGAUCAGUGGCGUUCUCCCACGACUCUACGCUCGUGGUAUCCGGCUCCCAUGACAGGACGAUUCGGGUGUGGCGCAUAGCCACGGGCGAGUGCAUCCAGACGCUUGAAGACCAUAACCUCCAAAUCACGUCGGUGGCCUUCUCACACGACUCAGCGCUCGUGGCAUCCGGCUCCGCGGACAAGACGAUUCGGGUGUGGCGCACGACCACGGGCGAGUGCAUCCAGAUGCUUGAGGGUCAUGACCUGUUCGUCACGUCGGUGGCCUUCUCACACGACUCUGCACUCGUAGCAUCCGGCUCCGCUGACAAGACGAUUCGGGUGUGGACUACAGCCAUGAGCAAGUGUGCUCAGACGCUGGUGGGCUAUGGCGGUUUCGUCGAGUCAGUGGCCUUCUCACACGACUCUGCGCUCAUUGUAUCGGGCUCCCAUGACAAAACGGUUCGACUUUGGCGCGCGUCCACGGGCGGCUGUGUACAGACGAUGGAAGGCCAUGACAACUGGGUCAUAUCGGUGGCAUUCUCACACGACUCUGCGCUCAUUGUAUCGUGCUCCCACGACAAGACGAUUCGACUUUGGCGCACGGCCACGGGGAAGUGUGUGCAGACGAUGGAGGGCCAUGAUCACUGGGUCGAAUCCGUGGCCUUCUCAUGCGACUCUGCGCUCAUUGUAUCGGGUUCUCACGACAAGACGGUUCGAAUUUGGCGCACAGCCACGGGGGAGUGUGUACAGACGAUGCCGGGCCAUGACAACUGGGUCAGGUCGGUGGCCUUCUCAUACGACUCUGCGCUCGUUGCAUCGGGCUCCGGAGAUAAGACGAUUCGGCUCUGGCGCUCAGCCACAGGCGAAUGCAUCCAGACAUUUGAGGGCCACAGUCGUAGUGUCAUGUCGGUGGCCCUCUCAUACGACCGUACCCUUGUGGCAUCGGGCUCCGCUGACAAGACGAUUCGAGGCUGGUUCCAAACUGGUCAUCGCCUUCGGCCGGCGUUGCACCCCAAGGCGACUCCCUUCUAA